AUGGACCUCACAACCAGGUAUGCGCUAGCAGUUCGCCGACAUCUUCUGCCCUGUCAUGCGCCUUCGCUCCUGUUAGAAACACAGGUGAUGGGAAUGGCUGCUCAGUCAUCAUUCUCGUCCUUCUGAAUCCUUUCGGGGUGUUGUUGUUGAUGUUGGUGAAAAAUUCUGGGCAAGUGUAUGCUGUGAACCAGGAGGUGUGAUGGCACGCCUAGGUGCGGCUCCUGCCGCGCCAGCCACCUGCGCCCUCCUCCAACUUCAGGUCUUCUUGACUCUGUCUUGACACCUGGUUCAAGUUGGGGCGUGGGGAAGAGAGAGUGCGGUAGAUGCUGCGAAAGUCUGCUUUCGGUUGAAACUAACUCACGCGCAAGUCACCAUCCCUGUUCCGCCUUGCUGUGGAGCACACAAUGGUCAGCGUCGAAACCGACUCUAGAACUUUCUCAUUGGAUAAUAAUACACAGGACAACAUCAAUUUCGGUGCAUGAGUUUCAGUUUUUUAAACCUAGAAACGUUUUAUCUGACCCACUUGUGAAAGACUCGACAACCGUGGUGGGAUUCGAACCUACGAUAGGAAGGGCAACGACAGCCAACUACAAAAACAAACAAUUAGUGAAAAUAUUUAUCGAAAUUACUGACGUUGAAAUAGCAACAGUACUCAACAUCACCAGUAGGACCCCCAUGGCAGGAGGCAACAAUAUUGCCUGCAACAUCUGCGUCUACGUUGAGGAACACAGUAAAUGCAGCAGGUUAUUGGUCCGCACCCAUGGCAGUCCGAGCUAACAGGGCGCAGUGGGUUUGCCUCAAGGUCGCAGCGUUCACAUACACAUCUCUCGAGAUCCCCACUGGCCUUUGGGGCCGGUAAAACCAGAGCAGACGAGGACACCAACAGUAGGGAGAAAGUCAGGGCAAUUGGUCGUUUGCUGUUGAACAUUCCAAAUGGUUCGCGGGUCCGUUUCGGAUCCUAUUUAUAGGGCGCUCAUCGGGUACACCUAACCGCCACGAUUUACGGCAAUGCACACAGACGCGGACUAAGAGAUACAUUUUGCUACAGUCCUGGAGCGGAGAAGGCAAUACUCACCAUGAAUCGUCCGAUUCCGGCAAUAAAUUAACACUUGCCCACAAAUACAGCGAAGUCAUCUUUGAAACCGCACUAAAACUAGGACUCAGUCGAAGGUACUGUGUUUAGGCCAGCGAGAAUCGAAUAUUCAAUCCAAUACGCUUAGUCAGUCAUCAUAUUUUGUUCAUAGUUAAUGCGUUUGGAAAUGCAGCAUCCUUAUCAUGCUGACUCUGUAGCACUUUCUUCCCGACACGUCUUAGAUAUAUUUUUCCUAGAACACGGGGAUAGAGACUAGUUUUUUGGUGAGAGUGGACUUGCACAGCCUCUACCACACUCUCUCCUCCUGCUCCCCACCUGCACUCGGUGUCAAGAAAGAGUCAGGAAGACCGGAGGUGGGGGGGGGGGAAGGUGAGUGGAUGGCACGGCUGAGCCCGCAUUUAGGCGUACCUAUUUCUGUAUCCUGACCCUAACCGUAAUCUUAACCUUAACCUUAGGUUUAACUGCAAUCUCCAGGCAUAUUUUAUUUCCCCUCGACUUUAUUGUCGUACGCUACAACCAGACAAAUAUGCGAUGAAGGCAUAUGCUGCUAAAUACAACAUUUUUGGGAUAACUAGCCAACCGUUGACGAAGCCACUAUAGUCCAAGAAAAUAAAUACGCUGAACAGUAUACCAGUAUAGCUGUUAAUCAGUGUCUUUAAAGUUGAGAUGAUACUAUUCAACAGGGGCGUUUUGGUCUCUGCACUUUCAAAAUCAUACUAGAAGUCAAAAAUAACUAAUCCUUUAAACACUCUUUAGGAAAUAGGACAAACUGCUUUCCGCGAUAGCCGUAAUAUCCAAAAUCGCUGUCGGUGGUAGAGGGACGCUCACCGAUCGCGUAGUGUGGCAUACUCAUUCGGAGCACAGCCAACCGUUUCUGGCUUAUCAACCAUCAUCAACCAGCCAUACCCCAACCCCAGGCUUUGCAGCUCCGGGGCUCGGUCCCGCAAUCUUUUGGUUGGAAGUCCAGCGCACGGACUACAUAGCCACGGGCUCUCUGUCCUGUCGGUUUCAACAGGGUCUAUACAAUGGUAGAUGUGUUCUCACAGGGAGGCCCAGGAGUUGCAACACUUUGGGUUGGGCAUGACUGGCUGAUGAUGGCUGGUCAUCGUGCCAGCGGACAGAGGACGCGCCACAGUUGUACUGGACAGGACAGACUACCUUCAAACAGCCAAAGGUUUACUGGAAGACCGACAGUUCUAUGUCCCAUGUGCAACGAACCCUUUAAAGGCGCUGACACGCGAAAUUAAUGCUACGUUGUUCGCCUUGGAGAACUCAUAUGAAACUCACAUGAAAUUAUAAAAAUAUGCAUAAUCUAGGGGAAAAGAUGCACCUUGAUAACCACAAUUACACAGAAAGUCCCGUCUAGGGGAAGAAGAGGACAAAAUCAGGAGGACCCUAUUCUGCACAGGAUUGUGAUGGCGGUUCCAACCGGUCAUGCAUGUCGGACAGAUGACAGUGCAACGCGUGUCCAGGUGUGAGUGAGCGACUGCGGAUGUGCAAAACAGCACUGCCGUUAGAGACAAAUUCUACGAGGACCUGCACGCCCUCUUGGCGACUGUGUCGAAGGCGGACAAGUUGAUUGUCCUUGGUGACUUCAACGCCCGUGUCAGCACAGACCAUACUGCCUGGAGACGAGUGCUGGGUGCCCACGGUCUCCGCGGCUCAAACGACAAUGGUCUGCUGCUUCUCUGCACCUGCGCAGAACACCGCCUCAUCCUGACGAACACCUUCUUCUGUCUGCCGGAGCAAGAGAAGGCCACCUGGAGGCAUCCUCGGUCGCGUCAGUGGCACCUGCUGGACUAUGUCCUCGUCCGGAGGCGAGAUCAGCGGGACGUGCUGGUGACAAAGGCGAUCGCGGGUGCUGACGGGUGGACCGACCAUCGCCUCGUCAUCUCGAAGAUGCGUAUUCGCCUAAAGCCUCUCAAGAGACCACAAGGUUAGCGACCCCCAGGUAAGCUGAAUGUUGCCUUGUUGGCUUUGCCCGCACACCAUCUUCAUUUCAGCAAUAAGCUAGCUCAACGGCUAGAAAACCUUUGUAUCGCUACCGCCGCCGAUGCCGCCGCUGCCAAGAACGCCUCUGCCGAGAAUCGCUGGUGCCAACUACGAGACACUAUCCAUUUGAUGGCGCUAGCCUUUCUCGGUCGCGCACGCCGCCAACACCAGGACUGCACGCCGAGAAGAACCGCCCACACAAAGCCUACGUAAACCAUCCCACUGACGACAACAGAGCUGCUUUCUAUCGCAGUCGCCGACACCUUCAGCAACGACUGCGCGACAUGCACGACGCCUGGACUGCUCGCAAAGCUGAGGAGAUCCAAGGGUACGCGGACCGGAACGAAUGGAAGAACUUCUUCUCCGCAAUCAAAGCUCUCUACGGUCCGCCGACGAAGGGCACUGCUCCUAACCUCAGCGCCGGUGGCAGCACUCUCCUGACUGAGAAGACACAAAUCCUGCAGCGAUGGGCCAAGCACUUCCGAGGCGUCCUCAACCGCCCCUCCGUCAUCUCCGACGCCGCCAUCGCCCGCUUGCCGCAAGUGGCGACUAACGUGGACCUCGACCUCCCGCCAUCUCUCCAGGAAACGAUCAGGGCCGUGCAACAGCUCUCCAGCGGAAAAGCACCCGGAUCAGACGCAAUCCCUGCUGAGGUCUACAAACACGGAUGUCCCCAACUGAUGGAUCACCUGACUGCGCUCUUCCAGGAGAUGUGGCGUCAAGGUGAAGUCCCGCCAGAUUUCAAGGACGCAACUAUCGUGCACCUUUACAAGCGAAAAGGGAAUCGCCAAGUCUGCGACAAUCACCGCGGCAUCUCCUUGCUGAACAUCGCCGGGAAGAUCUUCGCUCGCAUCCUGCUCAACCGCCUCAACAACCAUCUGGAACAGGGCCUUCUGCCGGAAAGCCAAUGCGGCUUCCGUCGUCAUCGUGGGACAACGGAUAUGAUCUUCGCCGCCCGUCAACUUCAGGAGAAGUGCCAGAAGAUGCGGAUCCACCUGUACUCUACCUUCGUGGACCUGACGUGA
Messenger RNA from Spirometra erinaceieuropaei, 4110 nucleotides. NCBI's taxonomy places the organism in Eukaryota, Metazoa, Platyhelminthes, Cestoda, Diphyllobothriidea, Diphyllobothriidae. The record is from the annotation of a GenBank genome assembly.